This is a messenger RNA of Aphis gossypii (cotton aphid), 3389 nucleotides long. It is a transcript of the gene Rrp6, whose product is annotated as exosome component 10. Gene Ontology annotation, cellular component: nuclear exosome (RNase complex); nucleolus. The record is from RefSeq and is a predicted model, not a curated record. The coding region runs from base 1071 to 3311 and encodes 746 amino acids. Gene Ontology annotation, molecular function: nucleotide binding; nucleic acid binding; 3'-5'-RNA exonuclease activity. The transcript has 14 exons. Gene Ontology annotation, biological process: nuclear polyadenylation-dependent snoRNA catabolic process; nuclear polyadenylation-dependent rRNA catabolic process; poly(A)-dependent snoRNA 3'-end processing. Lineage: Eukaryota; Metazoa; Arthropoda; Insecta; Hemiptera; Aphididae.
UAAUUGCAAUGGUGGUGUUAGUUAGACCGUGCCAUGUUUGUAUAUUUUAAGUCCGUUAGGUUGGCCUGGAAAUGGAUAAAUUCCAGAAAGGUUUUAUGGCUUACAUAGAAAAAAUGCACAUUAAAAACGAGAAUUGUGAUGACGUUACCAACUUAUAUGUCGUCUCCGUCUUACAAACAUACACCACAGCAAAUUCACAUUAAGUAGAAUUAUAUAGUUUUAUUAUGAUAACUUUAAUAUUACAGUAAAUACUAAAUUGACCUAUAAUAUAAAAUACCAACAUUAUCGAUGAUCUGUCGUUGUUUUUUCAUAUUUUAAGUUUUAUAUAGACGAGUUAUUAAACUAGUAUAUUGAGAAUGUGAAAUAGUAAAAUGCUCACACUUGAAAAUUCAAAUAUCGUUAAAAACCUACGACUGAUCCACUGAUCACAGAUAAUGUUUUUAUGUCUUACCUAACGUAAAUUCUUAAAAGUUUGAUCAUGGCCUACAAGACAAUUCUAACAAUAUUAAUACUGUAUAACAACAAAACCUACUGUACACAAAUUUGCCAUAUUUUUACGUUUUAUCGGACUUGGUAGCGUAAUCUUCUUGAAGUUUAAAUUUCAUUAAAUUAUUUUAUAGCCCUAUAAUAGGUAAUAGGAAUAUUCACAAUAUUAGAAUAAUAUUCAUUAAUUAUUUGUAUUUCUGUGGCUGUAGAAUUGUAUACAACUAUUUGUUUUAUUGUUCACUUUUCCGACACUGAAACGCAAACAAUUUGCUAACCUGUAAUAGAUCACUGUUAUCACUCCACAAUUUUUGUUGAUACUCUUUGAUACCUGAUAAAGUGAUAAAUUAAUGCGUGAUCACAUCACACCGCACGCGACUUUAGAUUUGGAGUCUUGGAGAUUGAAGUCUGGCCUGUGGAGUAUUGGAAAUUGGAAUUUGGAAUGGAUUAAAGUUUGUUGAAUUUAUCAAUUGCUUUUUUUCAAAGCUUGACAUUUGCAAAUACUGGAGUGAAAUCUCCAGGAAUUGAUAUUUUGUAUUGACUUACGAGUUAAGAAUUACAAUCCACUUGUUUACAUCUUAAAUAUAAUGAGUGAUUUUAAAACAGUUAUUGAAGGCACUCGAGCCUCUAACAAUUUGCCAAAUGGAGUAAAUUGGAAUUUUUAUUACAGUUACCCUAAAUUUAAAAAAACUGUUUCAUCACGUCAACAUCAUGUUCUCAAGUUAAUAUCUGCAUUAUUGAAAAAUCAAAAAAUCCCGGGUAAUAUUCGAGAUAAAGAUGAAGAUCAUCAAUUUGAACUUAUUGAAGAAGGAAAUGACACAAUCUUAGACCGAGUGACACAUAAUAUUGAUACAUUAAAUGGGUCUUUCAAGAAUGUGGGUGUAUCUGUUAUCCCUAAAGCUUUUGUAUCAGAAACUACUGACAAUACACAAGCAGCAAACAAAAAAAGAAUAUUAGUACAUGGACGUAAUAUUGAAAGACCACAAUUAAAAUUUAAGACCAAAGUCGAUAAUAGACCAGUUCCGUUUAAACCCCUUCUUACUAGUAAACCAAACAGUAAAAUACCAUUAGAUUUAUGUUUAGAAACUAAUGAAGAUGGAAUCAUGUUUUAUAAACAUCCAUAUCAAUUAGAAUUAGAAGAAUUCAAGGUUCCAGAUGAACACUUAAAAAUCUCAAAAGCUGUCAAGCCUGCAUCACUAGAAGAUACAAAAUUUGUUGAAGUAUAUACUGAAGAACAAUUAAAUUUAAUGAUUUCAGAUUUAAAAAACGUCAAUGAAUUAGCUGUUGAUUUAGAGGCUCAUAGUUAUCGAACAUAUCAAGGGUUUACUUGCUUAAUGCAAAUAUCUACUAGAAAUGCAGACUAUAUUAUAGAUACACUACAUCUUCGUGAAAAAUUGCACAUACUCAAUGAAAUAUUCACUAAUCCUGCUGUAGUUAAAGUAUUUCAUGGAGCUGAUAGUGAUAUUCCUUGGCUGCAAAGAGAUCUGGGUCUAUAUGUUGUCAAUAUGUUUGAUACGUAUCAAGCUGCCAAAAUAUUGAACUUUUCUAGAAAAGGGUUAGAUUUCUUACUAAAACAUUAUUGUAAUGUAGAUGCUGACAAAGCAUUUCAACUGUAUGAUUGGAGAACUAGGCCUUUAUCGACUGAAGCCAUAUUUUACGCCCGUAGUGAUACUCACUAUUUACUCUAUGUGUAUGAUAUGAUCAAAAAAGAUUUAAUGGCAAUGUCUACUAACCAGUGCAACUACAUUGAAUUAGUAUUUCAGCGAAGUGCUGAUGUGUGCAAAACGAGGUAUGAAGUGAAUAUUUUAAGCGAAGACAGUCACUUGAGUAUGUAUAAGCGCAGUAAAAAAAUGUUUGACAUCCAGCAAAUGUAUGCACUCAAACAUAUAUACGCUUGGAGAGAUAAAUUAGCUAGAGAAUUAGAUGAAAGUCCAGGAUAUAUUCUACCGAAUCAUAUGUUGCUUAAGAUAUCAGAAAUGUUGCCCAAAGAAUCAUUUGGCAUAUUGGCUUGUUGUUCGCCUAUACCUCCAUUGGUACGACAAUGUCUCCAUGAAAUCCAUUACAUCGUUAAAAAAGCAAGGGAACAAACUUUUGAAAAUCAGGCCGAGAAAUUAAAUGAGGAUAAUAGUUUUACACAAGAUGUGGUCAAGCAUAUAGAUGUUGACAUGAUUAGCUUACAUGAUUAUUCUAAAUCAAAAGAGAAUGCAGAAGACUCAUUGCCUACAUUAUUAAAUGAUUUAAAUAAAUUACCUGAUGAUGAAAUUGAAAUUCUAUGUUUUACGCCACAGGAAAUCACUAUAUUCCAAGAAGUGAACAAAAAAAAAUCAAAGAAGCAUAUUGGUUUAACAAAUAUUGUAUAUAAACAGCCGUAUGAGCUGUAUUUGAAAACAAUUAAGUAUAAUAAUGUUCUUAAAAAAUCACUAGAGGUGCAAGAGAAAAACAGCGGUAACAAUGAACCAUUAAAUACUAGUGUCCCAAUGGAAUGUCCAGACAAACUUUAUUUAACAACUCAAGUUAAAGAAAUUAAAAAAGAAAUUAUUGACCAUACAAAUGUAAAAAAGAAUGUUCCAAAAGUUCUAAAUGCUCCAAAUACAAUUAUAAGAGAGAUAAAAGUUGAUAACCAAAGUUCUAGUACAAGUUCAACUUCCCAAAACCCUACAAAUAAUUCAAGACAAAACAGUUUUAAACCUCAUAAGUAUGAAACAACUGAUUUUGCCAAAUUUCAUAAUCAAUCAAAAGAGGUUAUGUUAAUUGCUAAACGAUUGCAAAAGAAAAAGAAUAAAACAAAGAAGAAUAAAAAACCCAAGAGAUUGCAAAAAACUGUAUAAAGCAUUAAUUAUAUUAGGUUUUGAAAAUUGUAUAACAAUUAUAUUUUAACAUUAAAUAAAAUGUAACUUGAACUUUUA